Aspergillus pseudonomiae is the source of this 3672-nucleotide messenger RNA. RefSeq names its product HET domain-containing protein. The record is from RefSeq and is a predicted model, not a curated record. The transcript is spliced from 5 exons. Bases 1 to 3672 code for a protein of 1223 amino acids. Lineage: Eukaryota; Fungi; Ascomycota; Eurotiomycetes; Eurotiales; Aspergillaceae.
AUGGGCGACGACGCUUUGGCCGCACUGAUUAGUGAGGCCAAGCAAAUAUCUCAGGCCGACUCGCUCCAGCGUAUCAGUGCGAUUUUCCAGUGUAUAGAUCACCUUCUAUCUCUGGAAGACUCCAAGUGUGGGUACGAAGCAGUUGGGGCCCUCCGCACCUUCCCAAUCUUUCCGACGAGGAGAGGUGAAGCCCGACCAACGUUACAAACCUGCGAACGGCAUGAUGGUUGGUUUAUUGCAGACCAGCCCCGCCUAUUGGAGACUUUUCAUGGACAUCUGACCAUGCUCGCGUUUGGUGCCGAGGAUUUAGCACGCAUGUCGAGAUUGUUCCGCGCCUUGCUUAUCGAGGAUCGGUUGCUGUCCAAGGCAGCAAUUUGCAGGCCGCGGCAGGGUCUGGCCUCCGUAGUGAAGGACGACUACAAAAGUCUGCUCUUGUCCAAAGCUGAAUGCAUAUCCUGCCUGGCUCGAAAUCACCUGUCUCAGCCGUCCGAGAUAUCCAAAUUGCUUCGGGAUAUAGAAGUGCGAAGUGUUGAUGAAGUGACUGUCGAAUGGACCGUUCUUCAUCCAUCUGGGUACAUUAUCGACACACAUGAGGACAUUAAACUGGCUUUGAUUGUCAGAGAGGAAAACAGCGUAAGACUUUACAUACGCCAUAGCGAUGCAGAUGCACAAAAUCUGCCUUUCGAGCUCUGUGAACAGCUGUCACAAUUGUGCGGGAUCCCUUUUGAACACAGGAGCUUAUUAUGGGCAGCUUUACUGCUGAAUGACAUACAGCUCCUGCACGAUGCUCUAGGUCGAGGAGGGAUUUUUCGGGCCAUGAGCUGUUUCAGUACCUAUAUGUAUGCGGACCAGUUAAGUCGCAGGAACGACUCGUCGUCAAGAGAAGAUGAGAUUACACAGGUGACUCAAUCAAACGCCAUCCGUGAUGAUAUCUCAUUGAUUAGCAAAUCGUCUGAAGACUCAGAAAUACCGACUGCAAUGAACUGCAAUCUGCCCUCUAUGAGCAGAUCCGAGGAACAAGUAACCGGCAGUAAUAAAAAGGUAAGUUUCAUAGAACAGUGGCAGCAGAUAUCCGUCUUUCCAGAGGCGGAUGGCCACCGCACACAGGUGUCCUUUGCACAAUGCGAAUGGGUCCAUCCAUCUGAGACUGGGCAUACGCAGUUGGAUGAUCGGGAUAAUAUGAGUAUCGCACAGUUGACAGAUUUAUAUUAUCAACAUAGAGUACCCAGGUUUACACCACAACCUGACAUUAUCUUUUGCUCUACUGUGGAAGAAUUGCCCGAGGUGGAUUUUGAGGGAAUUACUCAAGGUCAAAAAACGCUACCUGCACGCCUACAGAUACUUGACCCUGGGGGGCAAACUGUCUUCAUAGCACGUAAUUCUAAUAACCCAACUGACCAUGAGCCGGCGUUUCUCGGAGAAGUAUUUGUCUCCGAGUUUCUACGGCACGUUCUUGGCAGCGCAUAUGAUCCAGAUAUACAUUGGACAAGCCCCUUGCGAACUCGCCUUGGCCAUGCCCCUUUCACGGUGCAAGACAAUUUUCCUAUGUCGGGCUUUUAUAUUGAUGCUCAAACUGGUCAAGCAAUGACCGACUUCUUGAAAGCAAAUUCAGUCAAAAGGGCGGCAGAAUGGGCAUACCUUCCCCCUGAUUACCGUAUUGAUGUCCAGACCACAGUAGAUGGUACAUCUGCAUCCUUUUCCUGGAGUGCGCUCGAUCUGGACAUGGCACGUAGAUGGCGGGUGCGAGAUUCGUCCGAGCAGCAGGACCGCAUCUACAUUCUCAUACGAGUCUCCAAUAUCUAUAACAAUCCCAGCGUCCACAUGUUCAUGGAUCCAUGGGAUAUGAUUAGUGAACAAGAGCUCCUGAUAAGGACCCAAUCAAACCUACUCGCGAAUAUACACGAUGGCUCGCGUCGUGGGAUAAAGCUCACUGACUUCCAAAGCAAGAAGCCACAGGAGCGUGAUGGCACCGUAUCCCGAAAGUCUAGACCCUUUGUGUCGGCAAUACCACAUCUGUACAUCCAGAGCCCAUUGGAUGAAGCAGCAAAAGAGAUAAGACUUCUUUAUCUUCUGCCAGGAAGAGGGGAUGAAGACCUCACAGGGGAAUUGAUACACUCAGCUAUAGCAGGCCGGCCCGAGUAUGACGCUAUUUCUUAUACCUGGGGAAGUGCUAUUCAGCCAUUCAAGCUGCACACCCCGGAAGGGUAUAUUCCUAUCACAACAUCUUUAUAUCUGGCUUUGAUGCGAAUGCGUAAGUGCCAAGAGCCAAGAAUGCUCUGGGUAGAUGCGAUUUGCAUCAACCAGAAUGAUAAUGUUGAGAAAGCCUCUCAAAUAUCCAUGAUGCCGGACAUUUUUAGAUGGGCCACGUGCGUAUACGCGUGGAUUGGCGAGGAUGAAGAUGGUAGUCUUGAGGUUCUCAAGACCAUAAACGAAAUUGCAAAGCAAUCGUUGGAACUCACUAUGCCACCUCGCAGUGGAGACGACCUAAUCCCACCCAUAGUGCGCACAUUCUGGAAUAACCUAUGCAAGCUGCUUGAACGCAAAUGGUUCCGGCGAAUAUGGGUUGUGCAGGAAAUAGUUCUAGCGAGAGACGUUAUCGUCUGGUGUGGUGAUCAGUGUGUUCCGUGGGGUCAUUUCUGUGAUAUAGUCUCACGGCUUUUUCAACAUGCUGAGCAAUACAGCUCAGACCUACUCAUUUCUCGAGGGAGUAGAGCAGGCUCUGUCCUGCGUCUCGAUAAGCUCCGGAAGGACUGCUGGGUGAGUGGAGAAUUUGAAGCAAAAUAUCAACUACUAUCGCUAUUUGAGCACUUCCAGUUGAACGAGGCGACCCAGAGACGAGAUAAAUUGUUUGCACUACUAAACCUAGCCAGCGAUAACUGUGAGGAACUCCGUCCAGAUUACACAGCUCCACUGGAAGAUAUUAUCUGGCGAUACGCAUGCACAUUCGUCAAGAAUGGUCAUAUGAUGGAACUACUGUACAGAAGUGGGCGGUCUUCGGAUCACACAUUUCCAUCCUGGGUUCCAGAUUGGACAUCAGCACCUUACCCCAGGACUCUAUCGAAAUGGAAAUGCAAACGCAAGCCACAUAGAUUCACUGCGGCCUCCAAGUUUCAUGUCUCUGGCGAGCUAGGUCCUGGAAAGCUCCUAUGCCUCCGGGGAUACCUAGUUGAUCGUGUAUCACGCGUAGGCACGCGCCCAUCGUACACAAGUUCGUUUCCCGCCUAUCGUCAAGAGAUUUCUGCAAUGGUCGAUGAAUUUCUACCAAACCUUACUCCACAGCAGACUACGGCUAUUAAGCAGAGACUGCCCAUUGGUGACUUCGACAUGGACUCUGAAGAGGCUCAUGUUUUAUCUGAAAGGAUAGAUUAUUUGAAUGACAUAUGGGCGGCGGAGUCCCAAGCAUACAACGCCAUCGCCUCUAGAUUCGCAGAUAUCUUCUCGCCUGCCGUUGCAUGCGGCACGGAUAUGCAGAAAGUGGGCAUUGUCCCAGCAAACACUCAUGAGGGCGAUCGAAUUGCUCUCUUCCAUGGUAGUAGGGUUCCUUUUAUAAUUCGUGAAACGGACCCGCUAGAUGGCCACUACCGUGUGAUAGGGGAAUGUUACAUUGAUGGCCUGAUGCAUGGAGAAUAUAUGGAUUUAUCUGGACCGUGGCGGGACAUCAAGCUGGUCUAA